Punctularia strigosozonata HHB-11173 SS5 is the source of this 354-nucleotide messenger RNA. RefSeq lists its product as uncharacterized. The coding region runs from base 1 to 354 and encodes 117 amino acids. NCBI's taxonomy places the organism in Eukaryota, Fungi, Basidiomycota, Agaricomycetes, Corticiales, Punctulariaceae. The transcript has a single exon. The record is from RefSeq and is a predicted model, not a curated record.
AUGGCUAAGCGUGGCCGCACUGUGGCGACUGCGAACAAGAGGGCGCCGUUGACGCGCGCUCGCAAAGCCGCCGCUUCGCCGGCGUUCCAAAUGACAUACUCCGGUGACGCAUCGGGUGAGCAAACCACGGAGGAGCAAGACCGUGCUUCCGCGGACCGUCGACCUAAGCGGCAGCUCGCUAUCACCGACACGCGAACUGCGGAACGGGCAACGCGGGGCCCUGCACGGGCCCGCCAAUCGGCGGUGGGGGCGAGCAAGGGCGGGAGGGGUCAAGAUAGACCAACCAGAACUGCGGUACCGCCUCGCACCGGAGGGGCGCGAGCAAGCACGCAGGCCAGCCGUCCCCGAACUUGA